CAAAGAACGGUUUGGAGCAAAAAUGGCUAUUUUGUUGCUAAUUUGCAGGAAAUAUCUAGAAGAAAGUUCUACAGAAAGUAGCUAAGGGUCCUCAGAAAUGUAGCUAGCUUUGUCACUAGGCAUUAGGAACAGCAACAAAGUGGCACUGCCUCUCUCUCUGCUGCUAAAGCUACGGAUAGCAAAUGCUACGGGCGAUGCCUGAGCGUGAACGCACAUGAUGCAGCCUGCUCGACCCGAGCAUGUCUCUUUUUCUGUGAUUUUACAGAAAAACAGGCAAUAACAGUAAAAAUGCCAGGGCUCAUCCUACAGGACCAGGGCAUUGCAGGAGAAUGUAUGAAGAAGACAUUUAUUAUUUCUAUACAUGUUUUGACUGUCAAACUGCCUUAUAGUCCCUUUAAAAGGCAGCAUCAGGGUGUGUGAACUGAUGAUGAAUGCAGAUAACUGGUGAAGUGAAACUAGUCAGUGCCAAGCUUAGAAAGGGCCACACUACAGGGUCACCCACAUCCAGACGUUGAACACAUUACUAAACAAAGAUGUUUUCAUUAGUGACUGAGCAAGGUUUUCUUUAUUCAUCAUAAAGUUAAAGAGCAAGUCACCCCAAAUCAGCUUUUUUUCUGAUAAACUAUAUAAAUGCGUGUCUGAUCGUGCUGCAGACACGUGUAGUCAGUAGUUUUGCACUUAAGUGCAUUUUAGUUAAAAAUUUAAUUUUCUGCCUAAAACUGUCAGUGUUGCGCUGUUGUCAGGUAAAAACGCUGCACUGCAUUUGAAUUUAAAUCUGCCAUCGCUAUUGGCUAAGAGGUGCCCUGGAACAUUAGCUGGUACCAUAUGAUGUCACAAUGUUGUGAGCCUGUGUGUGUGUGUAUUUGUUAGCGGCUCCGCCCUCUCGGUCUGCUAGGCAACAGCAUUUGUUGCAUUUUUCAAACAGGAAGUGGGAGUAGAGUAAUACUCUGGUAGGGGGGGACUUGCUCUUUAAGGUCACGGAGGACGACGUCCUGGACGCUCUGGAGACUGUUCUACAGUCUCACAUGUCGUCACCAGCAACCAGAGGCUUCGCUCUCACCGCCACCAUGAAACUGAGCACACGCAUCUCUGACAAUGUGGACUCCCACUGUGACCAUUUAUGAGAAACAUGGCGUGACUUUGACACUCGGCUGUGAACAAGAGUCAGACUCGGGCCUGUUGGCCACCCUCACAGCCUCCAACUCCUCUGACUCAGACAUCAGCAGCUUCACCCUGCAAGCUGCAGUACCCAAGAGCGUGCAGCUACACAUGAAGGCCCCCAGCAGAGACUCUCUUCCUGCUCGAGGUGCAGCUGAGCUGACCCAGACGGUGGUUCUCAGCAACCCAAACAAGGUUAAUCUGAAAAUGAGGAUUCGUAUCUCGUACACCAGCCAGGGAUCAGCUGUUCAGGACACAGUCCAGGUUGACUCCUUGCCUGGACUCUGAUCGUGUGAAUCUGGAGUCCUCGGAGCACCGGUUUUGUUGUUUUUCUCUGAAGAAUGUCCUUGUGACGGUUUUUCUACUCAUCAGGAACAUGGUGUCAAACUUCCAUAAUGCCCCUUUAAACAAACAAAAACAAACUCAUUUAGAGAUCAUCAAACCUCUAAGGGAAUCUCCGUGCAGAACUCAGCCGGGAGAAAAAAUCUUUUACAAAAAUGGAGAUGAGCUUUCAGAAGACCGUAGAAGAAAAGGCCGCUUCACAAUAAGAGCUCUGCAUAAAGUAUGAACUUGAUGGUACAUCCUCUAAAAUUCAGAUUGGAAAUUUGGAACAGGAGCUUAAUAAAUAGCUGACAAAGAAACUGGAGAACAGACAAUGAUGCCUUGAUGGCUGAAUAAACAUCUCUGCAAGAACACACGAUCUUAGAAAUGUCUAUUAGGAAUCAUCUAGACCGUUUCAUGGCUAGACACAUGUAGAAGCCUUGGACGGGGACUUCAAGGACCUCAGGUAUAAAACUGAGUUUUUCACCACAACAAAUGGCAGAAAGUUUAGAAAUGAAACUCAAAAAAAAAAAAAAAAAAUCAGGCUCACGUGGAAACCAAAACAGGCCACUAAAAACAUGGAGGCUUUCUGUAUCUGGAUGGCCAGACUUCCACAACCUGCAGGAAGGCACCUUUGCUAAAGACUGAAGAACAGCUACAGAAAGAUCAGAACAGGUCUUCAUACAACAAGCUCAGCAUGGAGGAAAAGGAUUCAGGUGAAAAACCCUCGGACUUUCCCACCACUGACCCAGAACCUGUCCAUGACACUAAAGCCCAGGACACUUCUGUUCUCCCAACAACAAACCCAGAUUUAAAUGAGAAAGAAGAUCUGGAUACUGAGCUUGAGAACAUUUCAUAGCUCCCAGAAACCAGAACCAAGAGGUCCUCCCCCUUGGGGAAAAAAUGUAAUUUUUUAGGUUUGAGGAAACCCAAAUCAUGGAAGAACAAGAGCACUUCCGUCAGAGACCCAAAGAAUCACUUCCUUUCCCUCACACACUACAGGGCACGCCUAUGGGGGUUAAUAUAUUCGCACAGUCCUCUUCUCAUUCAUGUAGGUCGACCACCCUCCAGGUUAGGUGUGGAAGGAACCAUCUGUUUUAGUGUUUGCAAUUCUAUCCAGGAUGUGGGUGGAGGUGAAGUUCAUUGUGCUUCAGGAAGAGAACUAGUAAAAAGUUUUAUUCUAUAGGCACUUGAUGGCUGUGAGAGAAAUAGAUGUAAAAAACUUCCAUUUCUACCUGCCAAGCUUCAGCCUCACUGAAGCCUUCUCCAUGGCCUGGACUGGUGACGUGGCUUAAAUCCGGUAUUCCUGGUGCACAUCAUGCAGGAGUGACCCGUGGAG
This is a messenger RNA of Nothobranchius furzeri (turquoise killifish), 2818 nucleotides long. The record is from RefSeq and is a predicted model, not a curated record. NCBI's taxonomy places the organism in Eukaryota, Metazoa, Chordata, Actinopteri, Cyprinodontiformes, Nothobranchiidae.